AUGGAAAUGUCAGAUUAUACCAACCCAGAAGAAUACCCCACUGAAAUUCAGGAUUAUCUUGCAGCAUUUGAACAAUGUCUUGGUUCUGUAGAUGAGAUGCUGAAAGCAAUGAUGUUGGUUUCUAGGAGUGACCUCCAAAAGUUAGAGCCUCUGGAGCAAGCAAAGCUGGAUUUGGUUUCAGUGUACACGUUAAAUUCAUUGUUCUGGGUAUACUUGGUUAACCAGGGAGUCAAUCCAAAGGAACAUCCAGUGAAACAAGAACUGGAGAGAGUAAGAACAUACAUGAACAGGGUCAAAGAAAUAGCAGAAAAGAAAAAGGCAUCCAAACUUGAUAAAGGAGCUGCUUCUAGAUUUGUAAGAAAUGCACUCUGGGAACCAAGCGCUGAAAACGAAAAGAAAUCCAAAGGUCCUGGUAAAGGAAAAAAGAGAAAAAUGGACUAA
This is a messenger RNA of Nestor notabilis (Kea), 441 nucleotides long. It is a transcript of the gene C1D, whose product is annotated as C1D nuclear receptor corepressor. NCBI's taxonomy places the organism in Eukaryota, Metazoa, Chordata, Aves, Psittaciformes, Psittacidae. Gene Ontology annotation, cellular component: exosome (RNase complex); nucleolus. Gene Ontology annotation, molecular function: RNA binding; DNA binding. The transcript has 4 exons. The coding region runs from base 1 to 441 and encodes 146 amino acids. The record is from RefSeq and is a predicted model, not a curated record. Gene Ontology annotation, biological process: regulation of gene expression; maturation of 5.8S rRNA.